ACAAUGGACAGCUCAGAUAUGGAUGCUAACUAUAGUGGAGGACUGUUGGAUAUGGUGAAGGGAGGAGCUGGGAAGUUCUUCAGCAACUUCAAGGACAACUUGAAGGACACACUGAAAGACACCUCCACCAAGGUCAUGCAUCAGGUUGCCACGUACACUAAAGGGGAGCUGGAUAUUGCCUACAUCACAUCCCGGAUCAUAGUAAUGACCUACCCAGCGGAGUCAGUGCAGAUCGGCUACCAGAACCACGUAGAGGACAUUCGCUCCUUCCUUGACAGUCGCCAUGCCGACCACUACACUGUCUUCAACCUAUCGCAGCGUAACUACCGCGGCGCCAAAUUCUCCAACAGGGUUUCUGAAUGCAAUUGGCCUUCUCUCCAGGCUCCCAGCCUCCACAACCUGUUUGCUGUGUGUAAGAACAUGCACAACUGGCUCAAACAGAAUCCCAAAAAUGUGUGUGUCAUCACCUGCUCGGAUGGUCGUGGUCCCUCGGGUGUUUUGGUCUGUGCCAUGUUCUGUUUCUGCCACCUCUUCAACAACCCGGUUCCUGCUAUGCAGUUGCUCAGCGCCAAGAGACCAGGCUCCGGCCUGUGGCCAUCACACCGCCGGUACAUAGGCUAUGUGUGUAGCAUGGUAUCAGAGAAGCCCAGUCUACCGCACUCCAAGCCCUUGAUGAUCAAGAGUCUCACCAUUACUCCGGUCCCCUGUUUCAACAAGCAGCGCAGCGGCUGUCGGCCCUUCUGCGACGUCCUCAUUGGGGAGACGAAGAUCUUCAGCACUGCACAGGAGUACGAGAGGAUGAGAGAGCACAGGGUUCAAGAGGGUAAAGUGGUUUUCCCUCUGGGUGUGAGUGUGCAAGGAGACGUCAUUGUUUCAGUCUACCACAUGAGGUCUACCAUCGGGGGACGACUGCAGGCCAAAGUGUCCAACACCCAGAUCUUCCAGAUCCAGUUCCACACUGGCUUCAUUGCUCCUGGUACCGCCACGUUGAAGUUUAACAAACCAGAGCUGGAUGCUUGCGACUCUCCGGAGAAGUAUCCUCAGCUCUUCCAUGUGAUAGUGGACCUGGAGGUGGAGGGGAUGGAUAAGCAAAAAGACUUGACGCCACCGUGGGAGCAGUUCCCCUGUAAAGAUCUGAACCCCAGCGUGCUCUUCUCCUGCCACCAGGAGCAUCAGGAUGCACUGGCUAUUGCUGAGCCAAGUCGGCCUCACGGAGGCGCAGACAGUCGGAGCCACGGCGAAGAGAGCGAGCCCUCGGACGACGAGAUGCUCUCUCUCUCCAGCCAGCGAAGCAGCGCAAGCACGGCCCCCGCGAGACCCAGGCCCCCAUCUCCAAUGUCGGCCGCCGCUGCACCCGCCGAAGAAGUGGAUCUUCUUGGCCUCGAUGGGGAGGAGAUCAACCGGCCUUCGUCUCACCCUCCGUCUGCUGCAGCCGCCACUACUGACCUUCUAGGAGACUUGUUUGGGGGCCCACCCCAGCCAACCAGUGGGGCAUCAUCGGCACAGUCCACACCACAGAAAGUAGCCCAAAGCACUGCCUCGCCGUGCCCCUCUCCUGCGCCAACAGCAUUUAAUCCCUUUGGGACGGGUCCCAUGCCUAAGCCUCAGGACAUGAUGGGUUCAUUUCUUGGACAAGGUAAUGUGGGGCAGACAGACCCCUUCCUGCAUGCUGCUCGCUCUCCAUCACCCACUCUGCAGCCCAACAGCUUGGGCCGGAGUUCCCCCGUCCCGCCCACCAACCCAACUGUCAAUAUUCAGCAGCAAAAUGCGAAGGGAGGAUGGGACUGGAACAGACCUGCAACAACAAGCGCAGCAGGCUUUGGUGUGGGCAGUCGGUCAGCCACUACCAGCCCCACAGGCUCGGUCCACAGCACCCCCACCCACCAAACCAAGCCAAACAACCUGGACCCGUUCGCUGACAUAGGAAAUCUCGGGGGAAGCCUCGGAGGUCCCGGCUUCUCCAGCAAACCCACCACUCCCACUGGAACUGCCCCGUCCAUCCCUCCCACUGGCUCCCCAUCAAGACCUCCUCCGUCACCCCAGCACGCCGACGGGCGGCAGCCCAACGCAGGAGCCGGCUUCCCCUCGUGGCAGCCAGGUGCUGGAGGCGGUGGAGGAUGGCAACACCAAGGACAGGGCCCUGCCGCGCAACCAAAGCCCAGCCCCAGUCACACCCCCAUGCCCCACUCGUCGCCCCAGAACCGACCCAAUUACAAUGUCAGCUUCCCUGCAAUGGGGGGAGGCUCGCCCAGCGCAGGGGCCAAAGCACAGGCUGGCAUGGCAGGUUCUAAGCCCAAAGCCUCGCAGGCCAACUUUGAUGACCUGCUGUCUGGUCAGGGCUUCGCAGGGACCAAAGAAAAGAAAGGGCCCAGGACUAUAGCAGAGAUGAGGAAGGAAGAGAUGGCCAAAGAGAUGGACCCUGAGAAAAUAAAGAUCCUGGAAUGGAUCGAGGGGAAGGAGCGUAACAUCCGCGCUCUGCUGUCCACAAUGCACACUGUGCUGUGGGAGGGGGAGACGCGCUGGAAGUCUGUGGGCAUGGCUGACCUGGUCACUCCGGAACAGGUCAAAAAGGUCUACCGCAAAGCCGUACUGGUUGUCCAUCCAGAUAAGGCGACGGGACAACCCUAUGAACAAUAUGCCAAGAUGAUUUUCAUGGAACUUAAUGACGCUUGGUCAGAAUUUGAAAGCCAAGGACAAAAACCCCUCUACUGAAUAAACAGAGGAAGGGAGUCAGCAAAGGAUGUCCCUCCUAAUUCCGUCAUCAAAUCCUAAAAAUGUGUCAUCAUUUCUGAUCAACAUGCUACAGCCCUAAAACAUCUGCCUUUAUACCUGUGCUUCGACCCGUACCUCUCGUGUCAUAACACACAAAGAACAACCAGUUGAUCUGCAAAGACUGUCAAAGGACUACAGGACUCCAGCCACCAGACGAGCGGGGAACAGAAGAACCCCGUAGCUCAAAUGUACCUUCUUACUGUACGGAUGCGAUGCACCCUGGCCCUGAAACACACCCGGCAAUCAAAGCAGAGCCCCGUCGGUGUCUAGGAAAACAAAAAGAAACGCUUGAUUGAGGGGAGACAGAUUAAAAAAGGGCGAGAGACGACAGACCCACAUGAUAAGAGAAAAACGCAUCGGAGUGUAAAAGGUCCAGAGCCCCAGUGUAGUCUGUAAGGCCCAAAUAAGCAUUUAAAAGCAUUUUAACCACAAAAACUAAAACUUAUUUAGGAGUUGUAAUGGUAGGAAAACUGCUACUAGCGCUUUUGCUGUUGAUUUCUGGUUUGCUUCCUUCUCCAUGAGCCUUAUUUAUUUAGUUUGCUGAGGACAAUAGAAGAGGCAGAUGAUGUGGCUCUACAAUAAAAACACCGGUCGGAGGACCACUACAGUUUCCGUUGCUGACGUAAUAUUCAGAUUAACAAAAAGGUGCUUGUACUGUAGGAGAGUGAUCCAUUAUUGGUGUGUUGAUGUUAUCAAGCCUGCUGUGUUUCCAUGUUUGAGGGAAAUGAGGAUCGAGUACUGUAUUUUAGGGUUAGCACAUGUUCAUUUGCAUACAUGGAGCACCUCAGGGCCUCAUGCCUACUCAUUCAUUAAUGAAUACAUGUAUCUCUGCAAGGGAGCUCUGUGAAAGCACAAACUUCACUCGGUGCAGCUCUGAAGGGAAGCCAUUGUUAUUUAUUAUUUGUUCACAUAUUGCUUGUUUAAUUUGGUUUGUUUUGUGUAUCAAACUUGCAGCAUUUUUGUGGUUUAAAAGAACUGAUCAGCAGCAGCUAAACGCAUGUAAAGGACGUGUUUGAGACUUUAGGGCCAUUAUCUUUACUCAUCCACUGUAAUAUACUGUCAGAUGAUAAUGUCCACUGAUAGAACGAUCAUUAAUGUGGUUUAGUGUAUCGCACAUGACCACAUCUCAAAUUAUUCAUUUUUCUCAGAUCCUGUAUCGAUCUGCUGUCAACACUUUAUCAAAACACUGAUUUACGAUGAUUGGACGGUAAUCUUUUUAUGUUCCGAGACAUAUCCAUCACAGCACUGACACUUUUAUUGAUAAUUAUCAUGCAGCUUUUUGUCUGGAUGAGUAAUUCUGGAAUCAUAUCAACAUUUAGGAACGACACACAUGGUUUGACACGUCGCAGGUUUCUAAAGAAUAUCAAAAAUAUUCUAAUGUUGUCUCUCUGUAUUUGGGAAAUUGACUGCUGACAUGGUCUCCUUCUGUAAACGCAUGCAAAAACAUAAUUUAUGAAAUAACCAAUUGGAAGGCAAAAAACUGAAGUAAUUCUCAAAUUCCUUUUUCGGGGUUCGAGGUUUUCACAGGACUCCAGUGAUCCUGGAACAUCUCCAGCCUCCCGGUUUGCAAUGCUGACAGAGCUCGACUGUAAAAGUCAAAAGUUAGGACGCAUUUCCUCAUUCCAUUCAAUGAGAACGUGUGGCCAACCUUUUGACUGGUACUGUACAUCAUUCUGAUCAAAAAUCUGUUUACAGUAAAUUUACACACGCACAAAUAGAGACGAAUAUUUGCCUUCACAUGUUCAUGAAAUGUUUUUAAUGUAACAAUAUCAUGCUCUUGCUUUCUGUCUGUUUUGGAGUUCUAGAUUUUGACUUCAUCAUUCCCCACGAUGCACAUUGGCUUUGUUGGGGUUUUUGACUGCGUACUGAGUAUGUCUGCUUUAAAGUGCUGUUCAUGCAACUGGACAGAGCGCCUUGACUGAAACGGGUGCCUGAACAAGACUCUGGGUCAGAAAAGAGGCUACUGCUUCCCCCGUUGAUUUACCAGACACUGGAAGCGCCAGUGACACUAUGUGCUCCUGAGCUCCAGUGACGCUGAGGAUGUGAAAUGACCCUCACGAGCUCCCUCACUGGCUGAAUUCCCUAUCUGCAGUCUUACGGCUAUGUUAAAAAGCUAACCUCUAUAUUGUAUUCAAUGGGUGUGUGUUGGUUGAAGUUACGUAUGGAAGUGAUCCGAUUUGUAAAACAAAACUACUGUACGUUAAGUGUUUGCCUGUCUGCUGUUCAAGUAUUACUAAACUGUGUAAAAAGGUUGUUCAUGUGUUCCCUUUCAGGUCUGUUUACUGGUACAAGAUGUACAUAAUGAUCAAGUGCAGAGCACAACAAUAAAUAGUAAACAGAAAACAGAA
Gasterosteus aculeatus aculeatus (three-spined stickleback) is the source of this 5120-nucleotide messenger RNA. RefSeq names its product DnaJ (Hsp40) homolog, subfamily C, member 6 (gene dnajc6). Gene Ontology annotation, biological process: protein dephosphorylation; clathrin-dependent endocytosis; synaptic vesicle uncoating. Gene Ontology annotation, molecular function: protein tyrosine phosphatase activity; clathrin binding. Lineage: Eukaryota; Metazoa; Chordata; Actinopteri; Perciformes; Gasterosteidae. Gene Ontology annotation, cellular component: intracellular membrane-bounded organelle; vesicle; postsynaptic density. The record is from RefSeq and is a predicted model, not a curated record.